This is a messenger RNA of Rotaria sp. Silwood1, 391 nucleotides long. The record is from the annotation of a GenBank genome assembly. Lineage: Eukaryota; Metazoa; Rotifera; Eurotatoria; Philodinida; Philodinidae.
AAAUAAAAGAAAAAAGUGAUGCAGAUUUUGAUAAAGAAGAACUUGAUAGAGUACGACAAAAAUUUAAUGCAAAAUAAUUAGCUCAGCAAGAAAAGAAAAAAACACUUCCACUUGGUAUUGAUGAUAAUGAUAAUCAAAAAGAUAUUUCAUCAACAAAAGCGUAAAUUUAUUAGAAAGAUUUCGUGUAAAAGUUCAUACUGCUAAAGAUGAACAAAUUAGUGAAUCUUUAAAUGAAACACAAUCAGAACAAAUAGCUGAUAAAGUUCAAACAUCAUUUUUAAAACAUACUUUUGUAUCUCAAGAAUUAUUAGAUAAUGUUCAAGAUAUUUAUACAAAUGCUGAAUUAUUAACUGUUUAUGAUCCAAGAAAUCCAAUGACUAAACGACGAUGA